This is a messenger RNA of Necator americanus (New World hookworm), 375 nucleotides long. RefSeq lists its product as uncharacterized. Lineage: Eukaryota; Metazoa; Nematoda; Chromadorea; Rhabditida; Ancylostomatidae. The transcript has a single exon. The record is from RefSeq and is a predicted model, not a curated record. The coding region runs from base 1 to 375 and encodes 124 amino acids.
AUGCUACGACUGCAGACGCUCUGGACAGAGCGAGGAUUCCGCAAAAAUUUCUCGGAGAAGAAGAAGCGGAAUUUGAAACAGAAGCGGAAAUCUUACAACAGCGUUACCAUUGCUUCGACUCAUGCUGACGUUGCUGUACAUCGCAUCUACCGUAGAGUACAGAUUGAUGGAAAGAAAGUACGCAUACUUGAUACUGGAGCAGACGUAAAAUUGUCUGAGCACUGCAGACUGCACCGCCACAGGUCGACCAAAGCUGCAAUCAUCCCUUCUGACACUGAAGUCUGCCAACAAAGAACCUAUCAACGUUCGGGGAUGCUGCGAAUGCAACUUCAUCAUUUAUGGUUAUCGGGGAUAUGGUAUUUGUCAUGUAGCUGA